AUGACGGCAUCAUUAGAUGAAGAGCUCGAGACGCUCAACCUCCACCUUCCCCUCCUCGAUCCUUUGCACUACAUCUCGCCCCUCGCCGCCCUUCUCGAGUUCGGCAAUGAGGCCCACCAGGUCGCCAUGGACGCCUGGAGCGUCGCGGAGACCGUCCGGGUCUUGAGAUUUGCGGACUCGAGGCUGGAGAGAUGUCUGAAGCAGUCCGGCAAAAUACCCAACGGCGCAUUGUAUCUCGCCGACCUCCGGACGGUGUGGCUCGAGGAGGACUUUGAUUCUCCAGUGUAUACGGAAGGGAAGGAGAGGAAGGAGAACGAGCGCUUCAACGGCGCCGCCCCAUUUACACACCAUUCAACCUCGUUCUAUCGACCGCUCGACCUCGCCCUGCACGAACAUAAGCUCUUCUCGCUGUCCUUUCCGGACCAGGGAGAACAUUGAUUGGGUAUGCUGUCUCCCAGUCACGACCACCGAUUCACCUAGCGCUGUCGAAUCCUGAACGCACCGUUAUCCGCGAUCGCGAUCGCAGACGCUACUUCCCUCUCGACCGUACUAGCAAUCUCCUCCAGGGCCAGGCGCUCUCCAUGCCAGUUCGCCAGCAUUCUCGGAUGGAAGCGAAGGGACGGUGGACGCGGCUGUAACGCAGGAAGAGAGAGAUUUCCUUGGCCCGAGCCAGUGAGAAGCACGCCCCUCCCCUCCAUACCCGAAUGCGAGGAGAAUCGGCGCUCCAUGGGCAGUGCAGGAAACGUCAGGUUCUAAGGCCGCUCGAUGAAGAGAAGUUGAUUUCAGUGUCAUGGCCGCUGUCGAUUGCGGGCUGAUUCAUAUACGUUCCAAGGACCGUCCCGCUCCAUCAUUCGUCUAUUAGAAGGAGAAGGACGCGCGCAACUGAGGCGACCGGUCCUGAUCACUCUUUACCAUAAGGGGGUGCGCGCGAUACCGCAGUCACCGUACACAGGUCUCGAACUCGCAUAACGGUCCCGCGUACAGAUCGACGUGAUGAAUCACUAUGAUAGGGUGCUCAAUGUCACUGUCGACGUCCUACUACUGCCCACGAAGAUGGAGCAGCUAACUACUUUGCCGUGGACGACCAGCAUUCGACGAGCCUCAUCCAAGGCAUCUCCUGCGGGUCCCUCGCCGCUGGGAUGAACAUCCUGUAGAAGCUCGUCCCCACCGACGCCGCGGCGCAGACGAAGACAGCAUCGACAUCUCUGUCCAGUCCGAGUCGCACGCUCCCAAUAGUGCCGCCUCGGCGCCUACUUCCCCGACUACACCUACCACGCCCAGCCAUUCGCCACUCGUCGGCCGGAUGGACACGUUGCGCAUAAUCGCUGUGGAAGCCAUCUUCCGAUAAAGCCGGCGCAUAAGAACGAGGCGAGCGCGGUGAUUGUGACCAGCACACUGGUUGUCGAGGCGCGGGCGGGGAUUUAGUUUGAGGGCGUUCUGCCCCAACCAACGGUUUGUGCCGUUCCUUGCUGAGUGCUCGGGAGGAUGCUUGAGGUUGUGCGGGUUCGAUCUGCAGGACACCGACGCCGCAAGUCUUGAGGAUCGCUCGGCUUAUACGGAUGACUUGAGUGGAGCACCCCCAGGGACCUUCUCCGGACAAGGCGCUUUCGAUCCUUAUGCGAGAGCCAGCUCUCCUGUGGACCAGACCACCGAUAGCAUGGUAGCACAAGAGGCUACUGGUGUUCUCGAGGACGAGCGCGCUCAUUAGCUCUGCGCUCGAUGACGCGGAACAGCGACGGCAUGCGCAUUAAACGACAACGACUAGCUCCUUGGGCUGAAGGGGAGGAGUUAUAUCGCAUUAUCGUGGCUGAGGAAGAGAACCUGAUGACGAUCGUGGACCGCCACUUACCCACGAGAAAAUGAGGGAGUCACGGUAGACACGGAGGCUUUGAUGACCCAUCAUCGGAGAGGACCAGCUGUGCAAAGUGUACGCCGAUAGCCUGAGAGACGGGGCGUUACGGAUUUAUGCGUUCACCGGAAAGCUGGUACCUUUGGGAGGCUGGUACACUGCGUUGAAUUGUGGCAGGUUCGCCGUUUGUCGCGCGCUGGGAACGCGGAUCCUAGUGAAUACAGGGAUGGGAGUGAGCGCGACGCAUUCAAGGACUAGAACGGGUUUGCCUGACUCGGAGAGCCCAAAUUGCGUUACUCGUGAGAUCACCUGAGGGUGACGCUGCGCGCUUACAGUGCGGUGCAGCUGUCAGACAAGUCGCUUCUAUUACCAAGUUCUUCAUGAUCCCAGCUCAGGCCAUGCAUGCCGGUCUCCCGAGAUUGUCCUUGGGAAUAGGGUUUGGGCGGAGCUCCUACACUGCCAACCUGCUAGACGCGUCUACCGGGAGGUGGACGACCGCUGACAGCUUCCCGUUGCACCC
Dichomitus squalens LYAD-421 SS1 is the source of this 2369-nucleotide messenger RNA. RefSeq lists its product as uncharacterized. The transcript has 8 exons. The record is from RefSeq and is a predicted model, not a curated record. NCBI's taxonomy places the organism in Eukaryota, Fungi, Basidiomycota, Agaricomycetes, Polyporales, Polyporaceae. The coding region runs from base 1 to 438 and encodes 145 amino acids.